This is a messenger RNA of Rhipicephalus sanguineus (brown dog tick), 2265 nucleotides long. RefSeq lists its product as uncharacterized. Gene Ontology annotation, molecular function: monocarboxylic acid transmembrane transporter activity. Gene Ontology annotation, biological process: transmembrane transport. Lineage: Eukaryota; Metazoa; Arthropoda; Arachnida; Ixodida; Ixodidae. The transcript has 4 exons. The record is from RefSeq and is a predicted model, not a curated record. Bases 11 to 1528 code for a protein of 505 amino acids.
UCAGUCAACCAUGGCUGUUCCCACUGUUUCGCCCUCGAAAAGCGGCCUGCAGCCGUCCCCUGCAUUCAUCGACAGCUGCUGGACGGUUCCGUUCAUCACGGGAUUCAUAAGCCUCCUGAUUUCCAUUCCUCAAACAAACAGCGGCAUGCUCUUCGUGCUGUUUAUGGACACGUUUGACGUCAACCGGCAAACAGCCGCAUGGCCCAAAACCAUAUAUACAGCAACGACAAGUUUGAUGGGUUUUGCAUUCGGAGCUAUUCAACACAAGGUGUCCAUUCACAGCACAAUCCUGGCUGGUGCUAUUGUGUGCCCUCUGGCAAUCAUCGCCAGUGCUUUUGUUCCGAACGUGGCAUGGAUGUCCGUCACAUUGGGAAUAUUCUAUGGGGCAUCGUACGGAGCGCUUGUUAUAGGGGCUGCAGUGUACGUCGUUUCUUACUUCCACGAGUACCGAGGCUUCGCCACGGGUAUCAAGUUCCUGGGCGUAUCACUGUCGGGAAUCGUCGGCCCUUCCCUCCUGUCGCACUUGGCGUCUGAACACGGUCUAAAAGGCUGCUUCCUUAUUACGGGAGGCUUGACGCUGCACCUGAUUCCUCUUGCCUUUAUGCUGCGCUACGCGAAGCCCGUGAGGUGGGCAUGCUGCAGAAGCCGUGAAGCGUCAGACUAUGCAGUGAAAGGAGUGACCACGAUCUUGUACGGGACCACAACAACACACGUGCAAGAACCUAACGGAAGUAACUACACUAUAAAACAUCCAGUGUUUGAAUGUGACUCGGUGUUGGGAACGUCUGAUGGUUUGGUGGGACGGAAUUCACUCUCUACUGGUGCAAAGAAUGCAAUUGAUAUUGUAGAAAAGCACUCAAUAGGUUCUGCCACACCACAUGAACAACAAAGUGCUCCGCUGGGCUUUCUCGCUCAAGCCAUGAAGGUUCUGCGAUCCCCCUGCUUUUAUGUUCUCCUGGUGGCCAUGGUGGCGGCAGACUUCACUCUUCCGCUUUUCGGUUCUACUAUCGUUGACUAUGCGGUGGACAAAGGUAUUGCGUUUAACGCCGCCGCUCAACUUGUGGUGUGUCAGUGCUUGGGCGGCUUCGUGGGACGCCUCGUGAUUCCCUUGAUUACUGACAAGAUCGCGCACAGCCGCUGCCCUAUCACCGCCAUCAGUUUGGCACUGUUGUCGCUAAGUUUCUGUGUUUUUCCUCAUGUAACAAGCUUCGCGGCAGUGGCGACGGUUAGCUUUGUGAUCGGUGCGCAGCAGGGCUACUUGAAUGCCUUCAAGUCUGUCCUCGUAGCGGACUACCUGGGUGUGCACAGCGUCGCAGUGUCCUGGGGCAUCAUGGGAGUGGCCUUGCUUCCGCUCGUGUGCUGCGAGCCUUAUAUCGUAGGCGCCUUCCGUGACACGAGGGGAUCGUACGACAAUCUCUACCGAAUGUGUGGCGCCGUGGACCUGUUUGCAACACUCAUGGUGGCUGCGCAAGCAUGCUUUGACUCUAGGAUGAGGAAGAAGAGUGUAGAGACGUUUUCAACGAAAUGAGUUUAAGAAAAUUUACUUGAGUUUAAACGGGUGCGUAAUCCAAACGGUCCGGUCACGACGUCGCAUGGUUGCCUCGAUCCAUUGAAGAUGUGAAGAAAGCAGAAAUGCAGAGAGGGGUACGGUAAUGUGAAUCGCUUUUAAGCUUGAAAAUUGGAAAAUAUCAGGAAUGGCAAUACGUGAAAAGAUGAGCGUAAGUGUAUUUGUAAGUUGUCUUCUGGUAACAAAGUACACUAGUACCAACUAUACUGCGUAAUCGUACUGCCAUGCCGACACGUGAACCCCGCCGGCGGGUUGCUUCUCUGAAGUUGAAGCAUCUGUUGAAUCACGAUGACACAGCUGUUAAAAGAAGACUACCUCAAACCGCCCUUACAGCACUCGACCAUAAUUUUUUAUACUAAGAGCAUCGGAUCUUACAUAACAUGUUGCGAAUAUUCCAAACUCUGUUUUUGCGUCGACCAUAGAGACACAAAACUGGCACGUAUUUCCAUGUAUACUGAUUCCUUGGAGGAAUCUGCCGAUAAAAUUUAUGAACUCGUUUUGCGCAGUUCCUUUCAAUUCCUAUAGAGAUACAACUGCUAACUUCGUUACUAUAUUGUUAGUGUUGUACGUUUGUAACAAUCAGUAAUACAUGAGCAAAUAUACCGCGAGUGUUUUGUGACGAAUUAUGCAGACAACUUUGUAAUAUAAAACAUUGUGGGGUUGUGUGCUAACUGUUCUUAACUGUUCUUUAUGUCUCC